Molecule: messenger RNA, 1928 nt
Organism: Eutrema salsugineum
Lineage: Eukaryota; Viridiplantae; Streptophyta; Magnoliopsida; Brassicales; Brassicaceae
Product: pentatricopeptide repeat-containing protein At1g26900, mitochondrial
Exons: 1
Coding region: 1-1743 (580 amino acids)
Biological process (GO): RNA modification
Molecular function (GO): protein binding; RNA binding
Source: RefSeq, a predicted model, not a curated record
AUGACAUCAGCGAUUGCGUCACGCCUCAGUCGCAAUCUCCUGUCGCGCGGUAAGAAUCUCGACGCAACAACACGCGUUGAUUCGUCGUUAUCUCCACGUUUCCAGAAACUUGUCGAAGACCUAAGAUCUUGCAGAGACAUUGUCCAAGUUUCUCGAAUUCAUGGCUACAUGGUGAAAACAGGGAUCGACAGGGACGAUUUCGCAGUGAGCAAGCUCAUUGCUUUUUCUAUACAAGACAUACGAUACGCAUCGUCGAUCUUCGGAAAUGUCUCCAACGCUAAUCUCUACAUGUUCAACACAAUGCUCAGAGGCUACUCGAUGAGCGAUGAGCCGGAGCGAGCCUUUCGUGUAUUUAACCAAUUGAGAGCUAAAGGUCUCGCCUUGGAUCGCUUCUCCUUCAUAACAACUCUGAAAUCAUGUGCUCGUGAACUGUGCAGUAGAAUCGGCGAAGGGGUGCAUGGGAUCGUACUGAGAUCCGGGUUCAUGUCAUUUACCGAUUUGAGGAACGCUCUUCUCCAUUUUUACUGUGUUUGUGGGAGAAUCAGUGAUGCUCGGAGAGUGUUCGACGAAAUGCCGCAGAGCGUUGAUGCUGUUUCGUUUAGUACUUUGAUGAAUGGGUAUCUUCAGGUUUUUAAGCCUGCGUUGGCUCUGGAUUUGUUCAGGGAUAUGCGGAAAAGUGAGGUAAUUGUUAGUGAUAGUGCUCUGCUUAGCUUUCUUUCGGCUACUGGUGAUCUAGGAGACUUGUCUGGAGCAGAAUCUGCUUAUGGGUUAUGUAUCAAGACUGGCCUUGAUUUAGAGUUGCAUUUAAUCACAGCUUUGAUAGGUAUGUACGCCAAAACUGGGGACAUGAGUUCAGCACGCAGGAUCUUUGAUUGUGCUGCUCGAAAGGACGUUGUUACAUGGAACUGUAUGAUUGACCAAUAUGCCAAAAUGGGUCUCCUUGAAGAGUGUUUAUGGCUACUGAGGCAGAUGAAGUAUGAAAAAACGAAACGGAAUUCAUCCUCAUUUGUUGGGCUGUUGUCUUCCUGUGCGAGCUACGAAGCAACAUACGUAGGACGGAGUGUUGGAGACUUGGUGGAAGAGGAAAGAAUAGCUUUGGAUGCGAUACUGGGAACCGCACUCGUUGAUAUGUAUUCAAAACUUGGGAUGCUUGACAAAGCCGUUGAAAUUUUCAGUAGAAUAAAACAUAAAGAUGUUAAGUCUUGGACCGCGAUGAUCUCGGGUUACGGAGCUCAUGGACUAGCAAGAGAAGCAAUAGCUCUAUUCUACAAGAUGGAGGAAGAGAACAGCAAAGUGACACCCAAUGAGAUUACCUUCUUGGUUGUGCUGAGUGCUUGUAGCCAUGGAGGUUUGGUAAUGGAAGGAAUCAGAUGCUUUAAGAAGAUGGUAGAGGCAUACCGCUUCACACCCAGAGUAGAACACUAUGGUUGUGUGAUUGAUCUUUUGGGUCGAGCAGGGAAGUUAGAGGAAGCAUAUGAACUGAUAAGAAGUUUACAUAUCACAAGCGAUUCGACGGCUUGGCGUGCUUUGCUAGCUGCUUGUAGAAUCUAUGGGAAUGCAGAUUUGGGAGGACGAGUGGUCAUAAAAUUGGCUGAAAUGGGUGAGAAACAUCCGGCUGAUGCAAUUCUUAUGCUUGGAACACAUGCUGUUGCAGGUAAUUUACAAAGUCAACAAGAAUCAUUAGAUGAUGAGUUGUUUAAAGAGAAGAAGGAAGCUGGAUACAGCGCCAUUGAAGUAGAGUAGAGUUAGGGAAGCAAUCAUUCACCUCUGUGUUGAAAUGAUAAUAAUUAUGUCAACAGCUGUAGUUCAAAAUGCAGCAAUAAGGUAAAAGUUAAAACCAUGUGUUUAUACUCUGUUAAUAAAGUAUUCUUUGCAUUAAAACUGUAACCGUAUAUAGAGAAAAGACAACUAAUCUUAGUGAGAAGAAU